Paramecium sonneborni is the source of this 2353-nucleotide messenger RNA. The record is from the annotation of a GenBank genome assembly. Lineage: Eukaryota; Ciliophora; Oligohymenophorea; Peniculida; Parameciidae.
UUAAAUAAUGAGAAGACCUUAAUCAGCAGUGAUAAAUUUUUAAUCAGAGCCUUCAGAUUCACGUUUCUCUUUUUCUUACUUCUAAGUGCUUCCAAAAGCAAAUAAACUUCCAUAGACACCAUAAAAGUUCUAAAUCGAAUGGGAAACACUUUACAUAAACAAUAUGCAUUUGAAAUAGGAAAAUAAUGAAUUAAAAUUAGAGAAUCUUAAACUAAAAACACUUGUACAAUAAUUAUAAGUUUAUUUAUGAUUAUAACUAUGAUAAUAGGCUCGGAUCUUAAAAAUUGAAAGAGUAGAUCGAUAUUAAUUAUAAGUUGAUCCAUUAGGAAUGUCUACUAGUAAUAAUGAAGGAUGUAUUGUUCCUUUGCUUAAAGCAAAAAUUAAAGAAUAAGCAUAAAUAAUUGAAGAAUUGACUAUUGAUUUACGUAAUCAAUAUAAAUCAGUUAAAUCAACAUCAAUUCUUGAAUUGUAAAAAUAGAUCAAGAAUCAAUAAGAUGAAAUCAUUAAAAUGAAGUAGUUGCAAUAAAUUGCUCUCAAAAUCACAGAUUAAGAGUAAUCAAUUACUAAAAUUUUAUUCAAAGCUAGUUCAAUGAUCCUGACAUUGGUGAGCGUAUCUAAAAUUACAUUAUUACCAUUGAUGCACAAUAAAUUCACAUUGACAAAUAGUUUGCAUAGUAUAAGAAAUUGAAUUCAGAGUAUAAACAAUUAUUAGAAAAUAUCAAUAAACUUUAAGAUGAAAACAAAUAAAUUAGUAUAGAAAGAACAUAACUUAAAAAAAAAAUAGAUGAUUAACUAAUUACAGAAACUGAAUAAUAUUAAUAAAAAAAAAGAGAAUUUCUUGAAAAAAAAUUAUAGUAAAUUUUAAAUAUAUUUAAUAGAAGUGUUCUUAAAUAAGUUGAUGUAUUAAAAGGAGAAUUAUCCUUAUAUGAAACUAAAUACAAAUAAUCAACAAAGAUUUAAUAAGAUCAAGAGAGAGAAUUUAAAUAAACAAUUAUGAAUGUUUAAAAGGUUAAAAUACAUUUAGAAGAACUACUAUAAAAGAAAGAAUCAUUAAUGUAUCAUUAAUAAUUAUGCAGUUAGUUAGGAUUUAUAAGAUAGAGUUGCAAUUUAGGAUUUAUUAAAAUAAAAAUCAGCAAAUGAAGAACCUGUUGUGAAAUAAAUCCAACCUCCAAAAACAUAUCGUGAUUAAAAUAUUCAAUUUCCUGAAACAUCAAUUAAAUAACAUAAACCAACUGAUAUUAUCAAUUCAAAUCCAAUUGAUUAAGAACGUUUGAGGUAAUUGUUAGAAGAUCUUAAAUAUAAAGUAAUUUCACUUUGUUUGACUCGUUAAAGAUUGCUCUAUAUAUUUAAACAAAUUGAAUUUAUGCAAUUAAAAGAUUCCAUACAAUAUUUUAUGAGAUCUCCUUUCAAUUAUUAAGAAUAAGAUGCACUUAUUUUGAGUCGCCAUUUCUUUGGUGAAGAUAAAGGUUUGGGAUAUAAAAUAUAAUGGGAAGAUACACAAAAUAUUAGUGAUUUAAUUUAAUUGAUUAUACCAAAAAAAGAAGAUACUUAAUUCAAUUUCAAAACUAUUAUCAAUAGACAUAAUAUUAUUAAACAAUUGAAUUAAUAAAUGAAAAACUCAAAAUUAAUUGAUAUUAAAUAUAAUGUUGAUGAUUUUAUGAUUCAUAUCAAAAGAAAUACCAAUCUUAAUGAUGAGUAAAUUACAUUUCUUCGUCUUAUUAAUCAAAUAUAUUUAGGAGAUGUUGAUAAUAUUGAUUAAGGAUUUUUACGUCUCUAUUUAAAAGAAGAAUGUGAAAUGCUAUCUUAACUUUAUAAUUUAUAAAAAAUUGAUUUUGUUAUUUAUAGAUACAUACCAAAAUUGCAAAUAAAGUAGGAUGACUUUGAAUAUGAAGAGUUCAAUUAAAAAUAAUAAUAAAAAUAACAAUAAUAAGAAAAAUAAUAAUAAUAAUAAAAAUAAUAAUAACAAUAAUAACCUUCAGAACGUAAAGUUGAAGAGCUAUCCUUAGAUUUUUCAGGUAGUUUAUUUUAUAUAAUGAUAGUAUACAGAAUGAGUGAUUCUUACUUAAAAACUUCUGAAAGUAGAAAGCAAACUUCAGCUAGAGAUAAUCUAACUUAUAGUUAAUCAUAAGUUGAGAUUAUUCCUUUAACAAGAAAACCAAGUGAUCAUCAAAAUAGACAUGUUCUUAACAGUUUUAAGGAAUAAUAAGUUUAAGAGAUUAGCGAGGAGUAAGAAUUCAUUGAAUCUUAAAAAACAUCCAACUAAUUCAUAUAGCCACCCUAACUAUUGAAAAAUAAAGAAACACUUCAAAUUACUGAAGAAGUUUCUUCUGAGAUUUAUUAUGAAGAAUUAUGA